Molecule: messenger RNA, 1677 nt
Organism: Lucilia cuprina (Australian sheep blowfly)
Lineage: Eukaryota; Metazoa; Arthropoda; Insecta; Diptera; Calliphoridae
Gene: Nmt
Product: glycylpeptide N-tetradecanoyltransferase
Exons: 3
Coding region: 166-1605 (479 amino acids)
Biological process (GO): N-terminal peptidyl-glycine N-myristoylation
Cellular component (GO): cytoplasm
Molecular function (GO): glycylpeptide N-tetradecanoyltransferase activity
Source: RefSeq, a predicted model, not a curated record
AUAUGCAGCCACCGGCAGACAUUAACGCCGUUCAAUUUUAUUUGCCUCUGGUCUCUAUUGACCGGUUUACGCGGUGUGAUAGUAACCAAAAAAGAAAAAUUGUUGAAUUUUUGUUAGAAAAGAAGCUACAAAUUUUUAAUUUCAAUUAAAAUUAAAUUAAACGUUAUGCCUAAACAGAAUAAAACAACCAAAAUGCCAAACGAGAGCAACGAAAAGGCAGGAGAAGAUAAAACAACCGCAACAACUUUGGAUGAAAUUAGCAAGACUUCACAAAACGAAAAGGUCGAUGAUGAUGCAAAUAAACAAGUGGAAGAAACAAAGGCAACGACUGAUGCGGCCACCAAUAAAAAGCUACCGGCUAUUGUUAAUUUAGGAGCCGAUACGAAUAUCCUUAAUAGACAAGAUAUUUUGCAAGCGGUAUCUGAAGCUGUGUCUGGCAACCGCCAAACAAAACAGUUUGCCUUCUGGUCAACUCAACCUGUGCCUAAACUAAACGAAGAAAUUACUACAAAUGAAUGUAUUGAACCCGAUAAGGAUAUCUCUGAAAUAAGACCGGAUCCUUAUGCUCUGCCAGAGGGAUUUAAAUGGGAUACGUUGGACUUGAACAAUAGUAGUGAUCUAACGGAACUAUAUACGCUAUUAAAUGAAAACUACGUGGAAGAUGAUGAUGCCAUGUUUCGCUUUGACUAUCAACCAGAAUUUUUAAAAUGGUCUCUACAAUCCCCGGGAUGGAAGAGAGACUGGCAUUUGGGGGUACGUGUUGUAAAGUCAGGACGACUGGUUGGUUUCAUUUCGGCCAUACCCAGCAAUUUAAGAGCUUAUGACAAAGUGUUAAAAGUUGUAGAAAUCAAUUUCUUAUGUGUUCAUAAGAAAUUGCGCAGCAAACGUGUUGCUCCUGUUUUGAUUCGCGAAAUAACAAGACGUGUAAAUUUGACGGGCAUCUUUCAAGCAGCCUACACAGCUGGUGUUGUUUUACCAAAACCAGUAGCAACAUGUCGUUAUUGGCAUCGUUCUUUAAAUCCUAAGAAACUUAUAGAGGUCAAAUUCUCUCACCUGGCUCGUAACAUGACCAUGCAACGUACAAUAAAAUUGUACAAAUUACCAGACCAACCAAAAACUAAGGGUUAUCGUCGCAUUGAGGCCAAAGAUAUGGACAAAGCGCAUAAGCUCAUGGAUGAGUAUAUGAAAAAAUUUAAUAUGUGUCCGGUGUUUAGUAAAGAAGAAUUUCGCCAUUGGUUCACGCCCAAAGAGGGCAUUAUCGAUUGUUUCAUUGUCGAAGAUGAACAAGGCAACAUUACGGACAUGACUAGUUUUUACUGUUUGCCAUCGUCGGUGAUGCAUCACCCGGUGCACAAGACGCUAAAAGCCGCUUAUUCAUUCUACAAUGUUUCUACUAAAACUCCUUGGUUGGAGUUGGUGAACGAUGCCCUUAUAUCAGCUAAAAAUAUACAAAUGGAUGUAUAUAAUGCUCUAGAUUUAAUGGAGAACAAUACGUUUUUGAGACCUUUGAAGUUUGGUCCUGGCGAUGGCAACUUACAAUACUAUUUGUAUAAUUGGCGGUGUCCAAGCAUGAAACCUCAAGAUGUAGCUUUAAUACUCAUGUAGAGAGUGUUCCAAAUUCAUGCAUACAAAAAAACAUAUUUAAAUAAAUUUCUUUGUUCUGAUUUGUAUAUUUCA